AUGUGGAUCCGAGGCGGACUAAAUGAUAGGCGGGGGAGAAGGCUCGUUAAGUCUGUAUUUACUGCAGUUUUCGCGCCAUCGCUUGACAACAUGCUCCUGGCAACUGCAUGUGCUCGCCUCUACCGUGUACGAUUUCAAGACCAUUGCCUGCUGGUAACUGUUCGCGGCAGUGCAGGCUUCAUCCUCUCGGAUGGUUUUCGGCUUCGGACAACUUCUCGGCCAACGAAUGCAGUGUUUCACCAGGCGACAACUGCGAGCGCCUGGAUUGAACAAGAAUUGGGUGUAGCAUUUGACGAGUCUGGAAGAAAGGAGGGAGGAAAAUAUGUCAUAUCAAAAAGCGUAUUUUAG
Molecule: messenger RNA, 348 nt
Organism: Protopolystoma xenopodis
Lineage: Eukaryota; Metazoa; Platyhelminthes; Monogenea; Polystomatidea; Polystomatidae
Source: the annotation of a GenBank genome assembly